UUUGGUGAGAGAUUGAGCGAUAUCUGCAUUUUCAGCACAAAUUACCGGCUUCUUGAAUCCAUCAUUUCAGGACAAGGUGACUAUAAAACACAUACACAGAAGCUGACAGUCCAUCAGACAUCAUUAUAUCCAUUGGACAGGGAGACCGCCUGUAUAAGGAAAAUGUCCAACUCAUACUAUCCUGCUUAUCAAAAGGGAGAUGUGGAAUUUGUCCGGACGGGAUAUGGGAAGGAUGUAGUGAAGGUCCUCGCAAUCAGGAGAGAGGGAAAGCAUCAUUACAUCAAAGAGAUUGAAGCAAACAUUCAGCUUACACUGAACACCUUAAAGGAUUACAUGCACGGAGACAAUUCUGAUAUUAUUCCUACUGACACAAUGAAGAAUACCAUUCACGCCUUGGCUAAGCUCAAGGGGAUUCGAACAAUUGAAGAAUUCGCCCUGGAUAUAUGUGACCACUUCUUGACUUCCUUUCACCAUGUUAGAAGGAUGAUGGUCUACAUUCAGGAGGCACCUUGGAAACGGCUGGAGAAAGAUGGUGUAGGUCACGUACACACCUUUGUUCAUACUCAUGAAGCAACACAUUUUUGCGAAAUUGAACAGAUGAAAAAUGAGCCCCCUGUCAUUCACUCUGGAUUGAAAGAUAUGAGAGUCUUAAAAACAACACAGUCUGGAUUUGAAGGAUUCCGAAAAGAUCGAUUCACUACACUUCCGGAAGUGAGGGACAGAGUGUUCUCCACCGUUGUGUAUGCUAAGUGGCUUUACAGUAGGCCCAGAUAUGUCAACUUUGAUGCAGCCUGGAAUACCGUGAAGGAUUCAAUCAUUGAGACAUUUGCAGGACCUUAUGAUUCUGGAAUAUACUCUCCCUCUGUUCAGAAGUCCCUCUAUGAUGCUCAGUGCCUCUGUUUGAGCAGAGUACCAGAGAUGGAAGAGAUUGAAAUGGUCAUGCCAAAUAAACAUUACUUUACAAUUGAUAUGACGAAAUUUGGAAUUCAUAAAAAUAACGAGGUUCUAUUGCCUUUGGAUAACCCCUCAGGAAUUAUUUCGGGUACUGUACGGAGGAGAUUCACAUCCAAACUGUAGCAGAGGACGGUUAAGAGAAAGAGGCAGAGAGAGGAGAGGUCAAAUACUGAUGCAUCGUUGUCCUGAGUGUUUGAUUCACCAAAGGUGAAAAUUUUAAAAAGAAAUGAAUAAAUCUCACAUGGCCCAGUGCAAAUGGAAAACGUGGAUUAAAUUAGAAGUUUGAUCACAGGUUAAAUGCAUAACAUUUGCAAAUGUGUUUAUAAAACGCAAGGUUAGAAUGUUAAGAUAAUGUUUUAAUGUUGGAAUAAACGCAGCUGUUGGUUCUGCAUGAGAUAAUCUAACAAUGGAAUUACUUGAGAUAAUAGGAACUGCAGAUGCUGGAGAAUCCAAGAUAACAAGGUGUGGAGCUGGAUGAACACAGCAGGCCAAGCAGCAUCUCAGGAGCCG
Stegostoma tigrinum is the source of this 1464-nucleotide messenger RNA. It is a transcript of the gene uox, whose product is annotated as urate oxidase. The coding region runs from base 163 to 1077 and encodes 304 amino acids. Gene Ontology annotation, molecular function: urate oxidase activity. The transcript is spliced from 9 exons. Gene Ontology annotation, biological process: purine nucleobase catabolic process; urate catabolic process. Gene Ontology annotation, cellular component: peroxisome. The record is from RefSeq and is a predicted model, not a curated record. Lineage: Eukaryota; Metazoa; Chordata; Chondrichthyes; Orectolobiformes; Stegostomatidae.